CAGCUUUAUUAAAUUCUUUUCCAUGUGCCAAUACAUCACUUCUAAUCUCCAGAAAACCUAGCUUUUCAUUUGCUCAGAUUUGUAUUCAGUUUCAUUUUCAGACAUAUAAAAGAAAAGAUGCUAAGAAGCCAUUAACUUGACAAGAUUUGUGAUUCGGCCAUACAAACUUCCUAUAAAUGCAUGGCAUUUAAUUUCUGAUAAUAGAUUUGUUCUUUGCAUCAAUAGGUGAUAUUUGUGAAAAUGUCAGUGCAGAUAAUGCUAAUAACUCCCAAUCCAUCUUAUCACAAACUUCUCCUUACCAACCAAGAUAGUGUUAUCAUGGCUUGAAGCUUUCAGAGGAAUAUUAGCUUCCAUUCCAAUUGAUGUAGGGAGUUCCGCGAUUGUCAGCAAGUGGUUUGUCGAGUUGUUCGUUGAUGACAGCAUUUGCUACAUGUAAAUGCCCGUAUAACUCCGAGAUAGUAAAGCUUGGUCUUUCAAGUCGUCAUUGUUUGUUUGUGAUAGUUUUCAUUGGACAGUCAAUAGAAAGUUAAAUUGACUGCCAGUGUAGGCACUUUCAAUAUUGAAGUUGGCCACGCUUCAUUUGACAAUAUGAAUAUCACAUAAGAAAUGAUGUGCCAUUUUAUUUUGGAUGGCUUAAUACCUUUGUUUCAGGAAUGUACGUGUAAACAGAAAACUGGAAAUAGUUUAUCAUACCUGAUAAUUGACUCACCGAUCAGUGGCAACAUAUCUGCACUCACCUUUGUUUAAAUAUAAACAUGUAAUUGGAUGUGUUAACAGAAAUAAGGUGAUAUUUAUAAAGUGUUCUGUCCAGUGCUUCUUUCCUCAUAGAGACUAAAGGAGUAACUUUCAAUUAUCUAGCAGAAAUUUUAGGAAAUUUUCAGAAAAUAAGUUGGAUUCUGUGAGUGAAGUAGCAUGGCUUGAUCUUGUUGUGAAUUAGUAAGAUGGGCCUUGGUGGAUUUGUAUUGAAGUUGCAGUGACAGCUUUAGGAAUGGGUACAGAUGUGAUGUUAAGGCAUGUUCAUAUGUCCCAUCCAAACCCUAAAUACUGGAAGUUGAGCUUGGAUGUUAAGUCUGUUAGCAGGGGUGGGGUAGGACAAAGAACCAUCAAAUUACCUUACAGACGAUCCUACGGUCUCUCACGCUCUAUUGUAUGUGUCAGUGCAAAAAUUCACAAAAGACGAGGCAUUCCUCAGGGAUCCCUCAAUGAACCAUAUUCUACCAUCGAGACUCAGCAACCAAUCCCUCCAGAGUUCCUGGAUACAGUCACAGAAGCCCUAACAAGUUAUCAUGGAACCCCGUCUAGUAGUGGUCGAUCUACUCCUACACUAACAGAGGCCCAGAGUGCCCAUCCUGCCAAAGUGGGGGAAUGGGGGACGGGAAACACCACGGAGAGGAGCAGUACAGGCUCCACAUCCACCGGAUACUCCUGGGAUGAAUUUGACAAACAGGCUGCAAAGACAGUACAACAUUUGUUUGAGGAGAUAGAUUCUGUGUUGUUUGAGCAGAGUCGAGGUGCCCCGCCUUAUAUUCACAAGGAGUGCCAGGAAUGGGGGACCCAGUUUCCACAUCUCAGAAUACUGGGAAAUCAGCUAAUGAGUCCAAAGGACCAGGGAUUUCAGCUGAUUGAACGAGAGGGGUCACGACCUAUGACAGGAAAUCUUGGAUUGGUGGAUGUUACAGAGACUGAGAUUGCAGAUACUCAAGAUAUUCAGGGAUUAUCAUUAUCAGGGAAAAGUGUUCGAGUUAGGAAGCCACCUGUUGAGGCUCGCUCAAACAGACAUGGGGUGGAUGCUCCUAUUACUGAGUUCACUCAUCUAGAGGAGGAAAUCUUUGAGCAGGAGGGAGAGUAUGAAGAAAUCAUAGCAAUUGAAUAUAGAGAUCUAUAUGAGGACAGUUCAAAUGACAAGAAACAGUUAACCCCCAGGAGAAGAAGGGUAGGCUACCCUCCGAUAACCCCCAAUGCCAGUAUCAAAGACAGUGUGAUCAGCUCUGCAUUUGACAAUAUAUGGCAGGAGAUUGUUUCAUGGAUGCAGCCACUUACAAGAAAAUACACAGCUAUGGUCCUUGAUGAGAGUAAGCCUAUUCGAAUUCCAAUAUUAGAGCAGAUCCGUCCCGAUCACCUUUUACCCCCCUCCCGGGAAACGUCCUUCAGCUUCCUUAACAACAAGAUUCAGAGGUCCAAUACUACAAUAGGAGUGACUGGGCCUCGAUUAGAGAAUGUUCUUCACAUAUCUACAAAGAAACUACAGAGUCGGGAAACUACGUCCCUCCACGACUCUGACCCAAUUAUCAACACAGCCCGUCCUGCCUCUAGUGCUAACCCUUCUCUGAAGACCCCCAAUCGUCCUUACAGUGUCAAAUUGACCCAGCAGAGAGGGACACGCAGUGGUCUUGUCAGACUUGCCCCUAUAGACAGGUCCAGAACUCCCAAUGUGCUUAUCAGAGAGACAAAACACAGAGAGGAUGAAAAACCUGGACCAAGUGGUGCACUCAAAGUAACUCGUCUUACCCCACAAAGUGAACGUCUCUCCUCCCCACCCACCCAUCACCAAAGAAAUGGGACCCUGCCCCCACUAGGCUCUGAACAGGAUGUAGUUGCCAGUCCUAGUCAGAGCAGAACACAGAAAAAAGUGUAUAGUGCAAAUCGUGCAAGUAGUGCUGUAGAUAAGGAUAUCCGAAGCUUUAGAGAUAGGUACCCAAUGCCGUCUGAUACCCGACCAAGUACAACCCAUGCCAUGCGGUCUGAUACACCUUUGGGAGGAAACACCUCACGGAGAGCCUCCACUCCAUUUGGAGGGUUCAAUCCUGUCCCCCAGAGGAGCACCCAAAUGAUAGGUGCAUCCAUGUUGGGAAUAACGGGUAGUGGACUACAACCUUCUUCAGAAAUAGGUCACCUGACCAACUAUCCCCCAGACAUAAUGGAGGAUGCAGAGGUCAAUCUAGACUACCACAAUCAGUGGACCCCCUCUCCUCCCAGUCAUCACAAUCCAUACAGACGAUAUCGGCAUAGUUCUAUGGUGAGAUCUUAGCCACAAGACUAUAUCCCUGCCCUAACAAGUGCCAAAUCUAAACCAGACAGUGGAGACAAAUGUCCUCCCUCUCAGUAGAUCUGUCCUGCCAGAUCUGGGUUCACACUCCCCUCCCACGGGAGAACUGUUUAUUCUGCCACAAUGAGUGAAUUCCAAGGAAAGCCAGCAUUCCCUGGGAGCCCAGGAGACAUUCAGGAAUGAACAUGAGAAGAGUUGUAGUAUUGGCAAUUCACAUUUCUUGUAGUCUUGUUAUGAUUUGUUGGAUUGUGACAAUAGUGUGUCUUGUAAUCAAAUAUGGUGCAGAAUCUCAUACCCAGAUAAUAUCAAGCAUCAAAAAGCCACAAGGAAUUGCUUGGAAAGGGAACUAACUCAUUCAUGUCCUCCACAUGAUCUCCAUCGUUUAAUGUUUACUGUGAUAUAUAUACAUAUAUAUAACUGUUUGUGACUGACCCUUUAGAAUAACUGUGUAUGUAGACCACUCCCUGUGCAUUGCUUUUAGAUAUUGAAUCAGGCAGCUAAGGGUUUGAUCUAGAACUUGGUGACAAUAAGUCUCUACCUCCAGUUUUAAGUUCAAAGCAUCCCCUGUGUUACAGAUCUGAAAGUCAAAUUUUCUGUGAUUUUAUUAAUUUGAACACGUCCAUUCCCAUUAAAAAAAAAUCAUCAUUUUUUUUAUUGGAAAUAUUUUUACUCAGACAGACUUGUGUUGCCGUUUACAUGUUAAUACAUUAGGCAUGCCUCAUCACUGUGAUAAAAUGGCAUUUAUAUUCUAUGUAUAUUCAGGUUAUGAUUUAUAUAGCUGGGUUUUGUUUUGAUUUUUUUUUUUUUGGCCAAAAUUGAAAAGGAUAGGCACAAUAUUUAACUGCAUGAUAUUCAUCUUUAUUGAAUGUGUCACUUUCAAAGAUCAGGCAUAAUCUUCAUCCCAGCGUCCAGAUUUAGUGGAGUUUCUAUAUAAAGUCUCUACAAUGAUUUUGUAGCAUUUUUUUGUUGUUUCCUCAGAGACAGUUUUGUUGUCAUGGUGUCUUUGUAAAACUGUUACCUUCAUACACUGUUGAUACAUGCUGCCAUGGAAACACGCCAUAAACAUUGUAAACGUAAUCUCAGGGUUUCUGUAAAUAGUUAUGCAAUCAUAUGUGGAUUGUACACAGAAUUGUGUGCAUUGGCAGUUAUGAUAUAGAAAAUAUUUUUUUUUAGUCUGUGCAGGCUUCUGAUGUAUAACAAACUUAAACACUACAUCAUGUUUCCACUUCUUUUUUGCCACAUUCCAUUACAAUGUUAUAUAUUUUUAUGAUGGUUUUAAUUAAGACAGAUCACUC
This is a messenger RNA of Saccostrea echinata, 4341 nucleotides long. Its product is annotated as protein FAM149B1-like. The coding region runs from base 989 to 3028 and encodes 679 amino acids. The transcript has 17 exons. The record is from RefSeq and is a predicted model, not a curated record. NCBI's taxonomy places the organism in Eukaryota, Metazoa, Mollusca, Bivalvia, Ostreida, Ostreidae.